Schizosaccharomyces osmophilus is the source of this 1191-nucleotide messenger RNA. RefSeq names its product arginine-tRNA protein transferase Ate1 (gene ate1). Gene Ontology annotation, biological process: protein arginylation. The transcript is spliced from 7 exons. Gene Ontology annotation, cellular component: cytoplasm. NCBI's taxonomy places the organism in Eukaryota, Fungi, Ascomycota, Schizosaccharomycetes, Schizosaccharomycetales, Schizosaccharomycetaceae. The record is from RefSeq and is a predicted model, not a curated record. The coding region runs from base 1 to 1191 and encodes 396 amino acids. Gene Ontology annotation, molecular function: arginyl-tRNA--protein transferase activity.
AUGGCAUUGAAUAAGUUUAUGUAUACAGGAUAUAAUGUCAGCAGGGAUUGUGGAUAUUGUCGAAGUGGAGAGCCUACUGAGCACUUUGGACUUUUAUCAAAAGAACUAAAAUGCGACGCGUACCAAAAGCUUGUUGAUAGGGGCUGGAGACGUUCGGGGCAUUAUUUAUAUAAGCCAAACUUGAGGGCCUCUUGCUGUCCGUUGUACACAAUUCGAUUAAAUGCGGAUGAAUUUCAAAUCUCUAAAGUACAAAAAAAGGCUAUUAAAAAAUGGGCCAAAUUGGUCACCGGGAAACCAUUAAAUCAGAUACCGGCAAAAAAUGGUAUAGAAUACCUUGAGAACGCAUUUGAGCAAAUAGAGGGAUACAGAGAUGAAACACACUCAUAUACUGUCACGUUAGAAUCAGAUGAGUACACCGAUGAAAAAUUUGAUCUGUUCAAAAAGUAUCAAACAAGCAUCCAUCAUGAGUCUGAAGAAGAAGUGACCAAGAAAGGAUUUGAAAGAUUUCUAUGUUCCUCUCCUUUUAUAAGCGAUGACGGCCCGAUGAAAAAAUGUGGAUCUUUUCAUCAACUGUAUCGUAUAAACGGUACUUUGGUUGCUGUUGGUGUACUCGAUUUGCUACCACAUGCCGUAUCGAGCGUUUACUUGUUUUAUGAUCCAGAGUUUUCGUCUUUCUCGCUUGGAAGAAUAAGUGCUUGCCGUGAAAUUCUUCUUGCAUCUGAAGAGAAAUAUCAAUUCUACUACAUGGGAUAUUACAUUCACAAGUGUAAAAAGAUGAGAUACAAGGGUGAAUAUAGCCCGAGUUAUUUGCUUAACCCGGAAACAAACGGUUGGUUGUCGAUCAAUCAUUUUACAGACUUGUGGGAUAACGAAGCCCCAGAUUAUUUGACGUUUGAGAAUAUUGGUGAGAGCAAAGAGUUGUCACCCAAAAGAGUCGAUUCUUUACCAAAAGUUUCAGACACUGACGAAGAAGAGCCUCCGUCAGUAUACGAACGGAGUUUACCAGGAAUUUUGGAUGAAGACGUUGCGAAAUCUCUAUUGCAAAGAAAUCAUAUUACUAUUGGAGAUUCAACUUUACCCGUGAAGGCUGUUUUAGGAUUUUUUCCCAGGUUGGAGAAAUUAUAUAUUGAAGCGAAUGCAGCGCUAGGGAAAGAUGUUGGCAAGGAUUAUACUCUUGUCUUUUCACAGUAA